AGGCGACGGUUCAUGGCUCACGCCGCGGCUCCACCAUCUUCCAGGCUGCCGCGGCCGCCGCUGACGGUUAAUCAACAGAUAUACAGAUCAGCUCUCAAAAUGUCUUCUGUGUCUUCCGUGCAUCUUCUAAGACAAUUGCAUUAGCCCGCCUGCUAGUUGACUAAUAGAAUUAAUAAUUGUAAAAAGCACUCUAAAGCCACAUGCCUUAUGAAGUCAAUGCUGGGUAUGAUUUUACAAAUAUGGUCCGGAAAAAGAACCCCCCUCUAAGAAACGUUGCUAGUGAAGGUGAGGCACAGACCCUUGAGUCUACAGGUACUGAAAGUGAAGAGUCUGGAAGGAAAAAAGAAUUUCCCACAGAUCAGAUGCAAGAAAACACUGACCAGGGUGAUGCGGCAGAGUUAAAUAACAAGGAGGAACUUUGCACGCAUGUCCAAGAGCCAUCUCCCAGCAUUAAAAAGGACUUGAAAAGCUCAGUGCUGAGUGAAAAGGCUGGCUUCAAUUAUGAAAGCCACAAUAAGGGAGGAAAUGUUCCAUCCUUCCCUCAUGAUGAGGUGACAGACAGAAAUAUGCUGGCUUUCUCAUCUCCAGCUGUUGGGGGAAUCUGUGAGCCCUUGAAGUCUCCUCAAAAAUCAGAUGCAGAUGACACCCAAGAUGUGGUCUGUACCCCGUCAGGAGAUGCAGUGGAGACAAACGAGGAGCAUCAGAUGUCACCAAAAGCUUCAGAUGAAACAGUGCAAGUGCAAAGUGGUCAAACUGACGGUCAAGGCUCAAGCCCAGUCCCCAUGGCCUCAAAAAACCCACAAGUGCCUUCAGAUGGGGGUUUAAGGCUGAACAAAUCAAAAGCAGAUUUGUUGGUAAAUGAUAACCCAGAUACGGCGCCUCUGUCUCCAGAGCUUCAGGACUUCAAAUGCAACAUCUGUGGAUAUGGUUACUACGGGAACGACCCCACAGAUCUCAUCAAACACUUCCGCAAGUACCACCUAGGACUGCACAACCGCACCAGGCAGGAUGCUGAGCUCGACACUAAAAUUUUGGCUCUCCACAACAUGGUGCAAUUCAGCCACUCCAAAGACUUCCAGAAAGUCAACCGCACUGUGCUUUCAGGGGUGCUGCAGGACAUCAAUUCUCAGAGGCCUGUCUUAUUAAAUGGGACUUAUGAUGUGCAGGUUACUUUAGGUGGAACCUUUAUUGGCAUUGGGCGGAAAACUCCAGAUUGCCAAGGCAACACCAAGUACUUCCGCUGCAAAUUCUGCAAUUUCACCUACAUGGGCAACUCGUCCACUGAACUAGAGCAACACUUCUUACAGACUCACCCAAACAAAAUGAAAGCAGCCCUUCCCUCCUCUGAUUCUGGUAAAACUUCAGAGAAAAACUCCAAUAAAUCCAGUCCUACUCUUCGACCAUGUGAUUCUGGAGACUUGGGGAAGUGGCAAGACAGAAUCACUGUAAAAGCAGGAGAUGAUACACCAGUUGGAUAUUCGGUGCCCAUCAAGCCAAUAGAUUCCUCUAGACAAAACGGUACCGAUACAACCAGUUACUACUGGUGUAAAUUUUGCAGUUUCAGCUGUGAAUCGUCCAGCUCAUUGAAACUCUUAGAACAUUACAGCAAACAGCAUGGGGGAAACCAGUCAGGAAGCCUGCACCCAGACCUGAAUGAUAAGCUUUCUAGGGGCUCUGUCAUUAACCAGAAUGAUCUAGCCAAAAAUGCAGAUGGGGAGUUAGUGACAAAGACAGAAAAGGGUUCAAGCGUGGCAAAAAAGAAAGACUUGACUAGCAAAGGAGCAGAGGACAGCAUGGUGACAAGCUACAACUGUCAGUUCUGUGACUUUAGGUACUCAAAGAGCCAUGGCCCAGACGUAAUAGUGGUGGGCCCACUUCUCCGUCACUAUCAGCAGCUCCACAACAUUCAUAAGUGUACCAUUAAGCACUGUCAGUUCUGUCCCCGAGGCCUCUGCAGCCCAGAAAAGCACCUUGGAGAAAUUACUUACCCAUUUGCUUGCCGAAAAAGUAAUUGUUCCCACUGUGCUCUCUUGCUUUUGCACCUGUCUCCAGGGGUGACAGGAAGCUCUAGAGUCAAACACCAGUGCCAUCAGUGCUCAUUCUCCACUCCCGACGUCGACGUUCUCCUGCUGCAUUAUGAGAAUGCCCACGAAGCCCAGGCAUCCGAUGUCAAACCAGAAACAAAUACCCUGCAGGGGACCGAGGGGCCGCUGACUCUCAAAGAGAACAAAGAACACUCAUGUACCAAAUGUGACUUUACCACCCAGGUGGAAGAAGAGAUUUCCCGACACUACAGGAGAGUACAUAACUGCUACAAAUGCCGUCAGUGCAGCUUCACGGCUGUUGACACUCAGUCACUACUCGAGCACUUCAACACUGUGCACUGUCAGGAGAUGGAUGUCACUACGGCCAACGGAGAGGACAGCCACGGCGUUUCGUCCAUCAAGGAGGAGCCAAAAAUUGACCUCAAGGUCUACAGCCUCAUUAACCCGGACCCCAAAAUGGGGGAGCCCCUGUCUGAGAGCAUGGUGAAGAGGGAGAAGAUAGAAGAGAAGGAAGUGCUGAAGGACAAAAGUUGGACUGACAGCCCCGGCGAUGAUCUUCGCGGUGUGCCCUGGAGAGGAACGGACAUGUUGAGAGGGAGCCCGUCAUACACGCAAACGAGUUUAGGCUUAUUGACCCCAGUGUCCAUUGGGCAAGAGCAGCCAAAGCCGUUACGGGAUAGUCCGAACGUCGAAGCUGCCCACCUGGCGCGGCCCAUGUACGGCUUGGCUGUGGAGAGCAAGGGCUUCCUGCCGGGGGUGGCAGCUGGAGCGGCGGAGAAGGCCGGGCAGCUCACGCAGCAGUACCCGGGAUCCGGCGACAGCAAGUCGAAGGAUGAAUCCCAGUCCUUAUUACGGAGACGUAGAGGCUCGGGUGUUUUUUGUGCCAAUUGCCUGACCACAAAGACCUCUCUCUGGCGAAAGAAUGCAAAUGGUGGAUAUGUAUGCAAUGCGUGUGGCCUCUACCAGAAGCUUCACUCGACUCCCAGGCCUUUAAACAUCAUUAAGCAGAACAAUGGUGAGCAGAUCAUUAGGAGACGAACAAGAAAGCGCCUUAACCCAGAGGCACUUCAGGCUGAGCAGCUAAACAAACAGCAGAGGGGUAGCAGUGAGGAGCAAGUCAAUGGAAGCCCCUUAGAGAGGAGGUCAGAGGAUCACUUAACUGAAGGUCAUCAGAGAGAAAUUCAGCUUCCUAGCCUCAGUAAGUAUGAGGCCCAAGGUUCAUUGACUAAAAGCCAUUCUGCUCAGCAGCCAAUAUUGGUCAGCCAAACUCUGGAUAUUCACAAAAGGAUGCAACCUUUGCACAUUCAGAUAAAAAGUCCUCAGGAAAGUACUGGAGACCCAGGAAACAGUUCAUCGAUAUCAGAAGGGAAAGGAAGCUCCGAGAGAGGCAGCCCAAUAGAGAAAUACAUGAGACCUGCAAAGCACCCAAACUAUUCACCACCUGGAAGCCCUAUUGAAAAAUACCAGUACCCACUUUUUGGACUUCCAUUUGUACACAAUGACUUUCAGAGUGAAGCUGACUGGCUGAGAUUCUGGAGUAAAUAUAAGCUGUCUGUUCCUGGGAAUCCACACUACUUGAGUCAUGUGCCUGGCCUACCAAAUCCUUGCCAAAACUAUGUGCCUUAUCCCACCUUUAAUCUGCCUCCUCAUUUUUCAGCUGUCGGAUCAGACAAUGACAUUCCUCUAGAUUUGGCGAUAAAGCAUUCCAGACCUGGGCCAACUGCAAAUGGUGCCUCCAAGGAAAAGAGUAAGGCACCACCAAAUGUAAAAAAUGAAGGUCCCUUGAAUGUAGUAAAAACAGAGAAAGUUGAUAGAAGUACUCAAGAUGAACUUUCUACCAAGUGUGUGCACUGUGGCAUUGUCUUUCUGGAUGAAGUGAUGUAUGCUUUGCAUAUGAGUUGCCAUGGUGACAGUGGACCUUUCCAGUGCAGCAUAUGCCAGCAUCUUUGCACGGACAAGUAUGACUUCACAACUCACAUCCAGAGGGGCCUACACAGGAACAAUGCACAAGCUGAAAAGAAUGGAAAACCUAAAGAGUAAACCUUAGCACUUAGCACAAUUAAACAGAAAUAGGUUUCCUUGAUGGGAAUUCAAUAGCUUGUAAUGUCUUGUGAAGACCUAUAAAGCACUUCAUAUAGAGAGCAUGCCUUAUAAAAAUCCCUUGUUUUUUCCUUUUCUUUUCUUCUUCUUCCCCCUUUUUUUUUCCCUUUUUUUUUUUUUUUUUAUGAGUGGGUUACCAAGAAAGAAAAGAACAUUUGGAUGGUGGCCAGAAGGGGGAAAAGAUAAUUUUAUGGAAUAUGGCCCACCAAAGCUAGCCAGAAUGCAGUGAACCAUGGCGAAUAACCUUGAGAAAAUUUUACCGGACAAUUAAUACCUUUGCUGUUGUGUAAGAGACAUAACUGGCAAGAAUGCAAAGAUGUGUAUAUGUAUAUACUGCUGCAGGGGUAUAGUGAACAUAUGCACAUUGUAUAUAAUAACUAGACUUGUUAAAUAUACAGAUGUUAAAAGGUCAUUUUCUUUUCCUUAAUUUGGGCUAAUUUCUGCCCUACAACAUGCCUUAGUAUCACUUUGUUCUCAAAGCUUUGGCAGCAAUUUCAUCUAGAUGUUUCUCAGACUCAGCUGAUUUUUAGCUACCAUUUUAUCACUACAUUCUUUCUGGCACACUUUAAUCUAGGAAAACCAUCUUGUUCAAAUGAAGUGUCUCUAAUACGGAAGCCACACUCCGGGUUUAAUUUGCAUAGAACAAGGUAACCUGCUGUAUUUUAUUUUAAUAUAUUUUAAUAUAUUACAUUUCUAAACCUUAAAAUCUAAGGUUACUUCUCCACAGGCUUAACAUUGCUAUACAUACCAGUCAAUCCCUUCAGUAAACUUAUACCAGCUUUUGCUAAGUAGCAUUAAAUGUCUUCAUAGUACUUUUUCAUACUUAAAGCUUUGUAAAAAACUAUCCAUGAAGGGAAAGCUCCUCAGCAUAACUGCUCAGGGAAAUAGGGCUAAAUAACUAAAUAUUAAAUAAUUGGUUAAAGGUGCUGUUAGACGAGCCUCCAUGCUUGCUACAAGGGUGUACAAGAACUGACUUUAAUCAUUUUCAUUAUAGUGUCCCAACCAGUAGUUUAUUAUUUUGCCACGGGGAUGUAGAAGAUAUUACAAGCUACUGGAUGCACUGUCAGAUUAACUUAUUUCAUUAAAGAAGUUGGGAGAACAAAUAGAAAAAAACCUUAUUUUUCUAGUAAAUAUUAAUGUAUUACAUUUCAAAUAAUGGUGCCUGACAUAUUGAAUAAUUAUUUUCUACAGUGUACGUAUGCAACAAAGAUAUUCCAUCAUGCAUUAGAGUCAGUUCUGGCUCUGCCUCGCUGUUUACAUUUGCAAAUGUAGCAAACAAGGUAAUGAAGCAACUAUUUCUAUUGCAGUAGGUAUCUUUUUUUCUGUGUGUGUGCAUUAAAGUUGUAAACGAUAACAUGAAAUGAAUGAAAUUUGUUGAUAUUAAUGGUAUGGGAAAACAAGAAGGAAAUGAAAAUAUUUUUAUGCCUACUUAGGAAAAAAAGGGUAGCACUAUUCAUUCCAAGUACUUUUGUAUUCUUAAGCUCUUAACUCACAUUGUUAUGCUUAAAAUGAUAAACAUAUAUCCUCUUUUUAUUGCUUUGUCUGUGUUUCAGAAGAAACAUUUCAGAAAUUAUUUUGAUAAGUGCUGUUUGACGAUGCAGCACUGAUGUUUUAUUGCAUUCUGUAGUAGCAUUGCACUCCAUUUUUACAAUAUUACGCAGUUGCUUUUUUGUUUUGUUUGGGUUUGUUUCUUUUUCGCAGUGCAGGGUCUUAGUUUCUUAUGGUUGGAUGGCAGGUGUAGCUCAACUGGUUCAUGAAUGUUGCAGCGAAUGAAGUUUAAAAUGUCUUUCUGAUAUUACGUUGUCUUUUGUUUCUCCAUUCAUGCAUUUUAUUUUUUAAAAUGUUCUAUAAAAAUAUCUCUGGACUAAGUCCUCACUUGAGAUUAUAUGUAAUGGGUCCUAUUCUGAUCUUACUUACUUGCCGCCUUUUUCAGAUUUUCAUGUAAUUGAAACUAAAGCAUCAUAAGAAAAAGAAUUAUUGUAUUUAACUUACCGGAGUCUCACCACUCUCCCUUCUAGAAUUUGGUGCACUUACAAGAUACUUAACGAGAUAGACGGGGAGGUGGAAGAUAAAAGGAGAGGUUAUAGGAAAUGACUUAUAGGGGUUGGCAAAAGUAAAAAUGGGGAGGAAAUGGCCUAAACAUUCAGCACUUUGACAGUCUUUUGCAAAGUAAUGUGCCUAAAGCAGCCUGCAACAAACAUCACCAUGCAUGAGAAGCACUUACACAGCUGAUCACCACAGGUCUUACUGACCUUGGCAGUAUUUUAGGUGUUACAUUUUUGCACAGAUGAAACGUUAUUGCACGGUUUCUCUGACUCGUUAGGCACAAACAGGCUAUUGUUCAGCAUUAGGCUUGCAGUCCUUCCUGCUCCACCCAUUGCUUCUAUACUGGUGAGCAGCAUAUGGAAAAUCCCACUCAAUCUGCUCAUGGUUGAGUUCUAUAACCCUUUAAUAGUGUUCUAGGUUAGCAACGGAUUUUGGGCCACAUUCUUCUUCUUCUAUUUUUAGAUGAAUCUCCUGCUUGAUACCAGUGCCGGACAAUGUCUGGUUAUGUUUUUACUAUUGUUCUCCAGUAAUAAGUUCUGAUUUGGUUUUUGUUGAUUUAUUUUUGUUGGGAAUUUUCUGUUUCUAUUUUUUUUUGUUUGUUUCUGGUUUUUUGUUUUGGGUUUUUUUUUUCUGUGGGGACUGAAAUAGAUUGCCCUCGUUUUGUUACGUCAGGGUCCAGUGUGUGUCCUUUUCAGCUUUUCCAAGAAACAUCGUAGGCUCAUUUAGUAGUGAUUUUAUUGGCUUCAGAGGUAGCUGUCUGCCUGUUAUCAGUAGUUACUGUUCUGACUUACUUCUUCCAAGACCUACCAGUUCCUGUAGCUUCUUCAUUUGUGGAAGCUGCAUCUUCAUGGCAAAAUAUUUUGUAGGGGACGUGUGGAUUAUAAGACUUGAGCAUCACCCUGUACUUCAUAACACUCUUGCUAAACUCAGAAGCAGAGGCCAAUAGGGGGAAAUACACAUAUCAGGGUUUGGGGAUGAGAAGAAAUUAAAUCUUUUGAGUGCAAAGAACAAGACAGAGUUCUGAACUAAUAUUUUACCUAGAUGGUACAAAUAAAAUUCAAAAAAAAAAAAAAAAAAAAAAGUGAUUGUUCUUGCCAUGACAUAUUGAGAUGUUCUAAUGUUUCUACUUUGUAAGAAAUGAGACUUCAGCCCAACCUGUUCUCUUUGAUUACACCUUUCUGGAGGAGGGGGGCAGAAGGGGGGGAAGAAGGGACAUUGCUUUAUUCUUAUCAGAAGAGAGGUGAUUCCACCCCUCUUCCUAACCUCCUCAGAAUGGAUAUUAAUCAAAAGAAAAAUAAGUCCUGAAAUUGAAAACAAAGGUUUCUUAUUUAUUAACUCUCAAGUGGAAAUCAGUGUUAACCCACAACAUUAAUUAUUGCACCCACUGCAUUUUGAUCAAUUUACAGCACUAAAUUUAAACUUUCAAAAGAAUUAUUCUUUGUCCUCAGUUUCCAGGCAUCUUCACGGUGUUGUACUUAUCUUUAUAAUGAGCGAUAGUUGAAGUUCUGAAAAUGUAUCUCAGAUUGGACCCCAAAGUAUACAGACUGUUUGAAGAUACAGGCUUUGGUGCAUUAAUCAGCUUGCAGAAUAAAGUGUCCAUUUACCUAAGGAUUAACACUGUAUAGCUGGAACUGUGAUGCAGUAUCUUCUGCUAACUGAACUCUCUGUCAGUUAUCACUUCGUAACUGCUGCACCCGAGGUUAAUACAGUGGAAGGUGAAUAUUUUCCAGAGCACAGUUAGUGUUUAGGUGCUGAACUCCAACUGCCUUCCAAAAGAAGUUUUGCACCUAAUUGCCACUUGUGCUGAUGAAACUCUCCUCUUAAAUUUUCAUAGACCCACCAGAAAGCAUGAGGGAUGCUGGAUACAUCAUGUCUUUAUUUUUUUUUUUUUUUUUUGGGGGGGGGGAUGUGAUGUUUCACAAUGUGUCCAUUUUAAGAGAGGAAAUACAGAGACGUCUCCAAAAGGUGGGGAACGCAGUGAAUGAGAGAUUAUGUUUGCAGUUAGAAGGGUAGCAGGACAAAUGCGACCAAUGCUAAAACAUAUGCAGUGCUGAAACAUAGCAGUUGUGCAGUGGGAAGACCUAACUUGGCAACUGUGGAUAGGGACAGUUCAGUUCGGGGACUUGCAAACCUGUAUUUAGACAGGACAAUGUUGCUUUCUAGUCAUAACUACCUUGUGUUUUGUGCCGAGGAUGCUGCCUACCAUCUGCUUUUUGCCCAGCAUGUAUAAAUGUAUUCCCAUUCUUGCUCCUGUAUUGAUUUUUCUUGGCUGACUGAACAUGCUAAUUCCUAAUACUGGUCAGGAAAAGCCAAAGAGAUUAGAAGUUCACUUCUGUUCAGCCAGAAGGGUAGAUACAUUUCCCUCUGCUUCUGUGGAGACGGUUAUGCUUGGCAAAGGAUAGUGAGUAAUUUGUCAACUUAUCCAAACUGCGAUAGAUAAGUGAGAAAUCUUUUAGAAACUUUUCCAUAAAGUUAGGGUGGGCCAAAGGGAAUGAUUCCUAUAAUUUCCUCAUCCCAGAAUACGAUCCCUCCCUACCCACUCCCUCACAAUAUCACUUGAGCAGCGAGCUCUGGAAAGGUGGCAGUUGGUGAGAUGCUACCUGUAUAAUAAUAAUCACGUAGAAUGUAAUUUACCUCUUUUUAAGAGGACAAAAGAAAAUGAUGUCAUGACUCCCAACUAGAAAAAUACCAGUUCUGUUUGGGUACACUUUGUAGUGUAACAUGCUUAGAAUAAACAUUGUAACAACAACCACACUUUUCCAUGCUGUGUCCUAUAAUUUUGGUCUCUGAGCUCUGUGUAGAAGGAGAACAGGAGGAAAGGAAACAUCUCAAAAUGCCAUUGUAAAUUUAGCUUAUUAAAAAUUCACCAGCAGAAAAAGGAAAGAAAAAGUACUUUAUAAAGAAUGACUUCAUGUUGCUAAAAAUCGUCUUUAAUCUGUAGCCCUGAUUUGACUCUAGAAUGUUGGCUCUUACUGUUUUGUCCUUACAACACAUGGAUGUGUUUUUUGUUCUGUUUUGUUUUGGGUUUUUUUGUUUUGUUUUGUUUUGUUUUUUUGAUUUUCAUAGUGCAUGUUCAUUUCUACUCACAAACAUGUUCUUGGUGUAUUUCUUAUGCAAACAAUCUUCAGGCAGCAAAGAUGUCUGUUACAUCUAAACUUGAAUAAUAAAGUUUUACCACCAGUUAUAAA
This is a messenger RNA of Rhea pennata, 9379 nucleotides long. RefSeq names its product transcriptional repressor GATA binding 1 (gene TRPS1). Lineage: Eukaryota; Metazoa; Chordata; Aves; Rheiformes; Rheidae. The coding region runs from base 201 to 4085 and encodes 1294 amino acids. The record is from RefSeq and is a predicted model, not a curated record. Gene Ontology annotation, biological process: regulation of transcription by RNA polymerase II. Gene Ontology annotation, cellular component: nucleus. The transcript has 7 exons. Gene Ontology annotation, molecular function: RNA polymerase II transcription regulatory region sequence-specific DNA binding; zinc ion binding; DNA-binding transcription factor activity.